CAUACCAGACUACAGGUGAAUUGCUACAUCUAAUUCUAGACUUUUGACUAUGCCGUGUUACAUGACCUUUAAAUGUCUUUCUCAAAAUCCUUCAUGCAAGCGUCAUAGGUACAUGUUACAUGUAGGUAAACCUAUUUCCCAUAAAUGCACGAAUUAAUCGUGUUUACUGAGCAAUCUUAUCGUCAAAUUUUCAGUUGUAAUGCAGCUUUGCUUUCGAUUGAAAUCUUAGGUUGCUGAGUAGAGUAUUCUGCUGAAACAUUUUUCGGAGAUGUUAACGUUAUUACCAAUGAUAAUUUAAAUCUUUGAUGCGGCAACUCCAAAGGCCCCGGACACGUUAAUGGUUCGGAAAUGAACGAUGCAAACAGAAUGAUGUGGUUGUGCAGCAAUUUCACAGAGAAGUUGUUUGUGAUUAUGAUCACAGAGAUGGACUAAAUGAGUUCGCCAAAUAUGUUCUUAACGAUGGCAGUACGAACUUCAAGGCAGUACGAACUUCAAAGAUAGCGGUCACAUGUGUGGGUGGCACACGAGAGUCAGGCACACUUUAAAAGAGCUACCUGCAACAAAGUCUGUAGCGUUGUUGGUAACAGGUCUUCUCUCCGUGAUGGCGAAUAACAGUAGCCAUGUUGACGUGAACGAAUCGCACAUCUUUGAAAACGGAUCCUUUUCAUUUCAUUUUGAUAACACGUGGGACCAUAGUCUUCCUGUCGUCAUCGCACUUUGUUUCUUAGGACUGUCAGGAGCGGCAGGGAACGCGAUUGUUGCCAUUGUCGGACUCAAGAGGCAAGAAAAGACGUCGGCUCGAUGUUAUAUCAUAUCGUUAUCGCUGGUUGACUUUGUGGUUUGUACCGUGGUUAUCCCGCUAGAGAUCUACAAUCUAACCAAUCAGUUCAGCUUUUAUAACGACGGACUGUGUAAAACGUACAUUUGGCUGUCAGACUUCACCAUGUACGCGUCCUUCCUCAUCCAUGUAGCAGUGGCUGCGGAUAGGUACUGGGUCAUGAAAACUGUCCACAACACGCAAGCUCAGAUGUACCAGCAUUUCUUCAGCAAGACGGUAACAUUUAGUCACGUGAGCAUUUUGAUAAUCGUUGUGGCCUCAGGCUUGAUCAGUAUUCUUGGCUGCGUUGGGUACGAAUCGGUUCCACUUCUGCUCGGGACAGACUUGUAUGCAUGUACAAAUACCCGCUUUAUCGACUUGGGUUAUGCUUCGUCGUGGAUCAGGACUUGUCUGUCCUUCUCUUCUAUUCUUGUCAUGUGUAUUUUGUACGUAGCGUUGUUCUGUGGACUUGCUAGAAGGGUGGGUGUUGCCUGGCCACCUCAAGUGGUCUCCGUUCAAGUGAGGCCGGUAUCCCGUCUCGAAGACUCUAGCCAGACAAUGGGCAGAGGUACAGAGACUAGCAUGAACUCAUCUCAACGACAACAUACGGGUGGUGAAACGGAUUUCGAGAUUCCCAGUGUCGACGCAGGUGUUGAAACAAUCGAUCCUGGAGCAGGCCGUCGGAGAGGUGCUGCUGCUCGGCAUGAAGCUGUCACAACCGAGGGGCGUGCCCAGCAGAGACAGUCGGGACAUCGCACACUGGGCAUCGUGCAUCGUACAGCACAGCAUGCCCGACUCAGCAGCAGGAAUGUCACCAUCAAAAAGGUGUAUCGUAGCGCCAAGCUGUUGGCUCUGAUAACGGCUGUGUUUGUGCUCACCUGGCUGCCGGAGUGGGUGCUGCAUCUGUUGCUACAGGUCGACAUCAAUCUGUACCACCGCCUGAUGGCCGCCAAUCAGUUCGACUUCGCCGAAGGCGCCCUGUGUCUGCGCUUUAUAAACAACGCAGUGAAUCCGAUCAUCUUUCUCUUUCUCAACAGUGAGUUUAGGCAAGAUUGUAAGCGGUUGGUCUGCUGUGUUAGAAGGAGUAGAUAA
Messenger RNA from Branchiostoma floridae (Florida lancelet), 1909 nucleotides. RefSeq names its product 5-hydroxytryptamine receptor 2B-like. Gene Ontology annotation, molecular function: neuropeptide receptor activity. The transcript is spliced from 2 exons. Gene Ontology annotation, biological process: neuropeptide signaling pathway. The coding region runs from base 509 to 1909 and encodes 466 amino acids. The record is from RefSeq and is a predicted model, not a curated record. Gene Ontology annotation, cellular component: membrane. Lineage: Eukaryota; Metazoa; Chordata; Leptocardii; Amphioxiformes; Branchiostomatidae.